Bursaphelenchus xylophilus (pine wood nematode) is the source of this 5585-nucleotide messenger RNA. Lineage: Eukaryota; Metazoa; Nematoda; Chromadorea; Rhabditida; Aphelenchoididae. The record is from the annotation of a GenBank genome assembly.
AUGGACGACCAGCAGCCUCGAAAAAAGGCUCGAUUAUCGAAUCAAAAUAGUAAGUUAACAACAUGUUUUAAUUGAUAACUCGGUUUAGAUGGCGAGAUGGAAGGCUAUGGGAACGAAGUAGGUGGCAUGCCGCACGAUCAAGGGCAGCAUGUUGGUAUGCAGAAUGGUAAUGGAGGCGUGGGGAUGACAAUGAAUCAAAGUCAGCCCCAGAUGCACCCAUAUCAUGGACAACCAACACCGUCAAAUGGCCCGCAGAUGAUGCAGAUGUCGUCACAACAGCCCGGACAACCAUCGCAGCCGUCCAUACUUCAGGAGUUAUUACUGAGCAAUCCAAAUGGAUCCAAUAACAGUCCACGAACACAGUAUGCAAAUACACAGCAGUAUAGCAACCGAGAUAUCCGAAGCCCGGCGACGAAUGCCUCUGGGCAAAGUAUGAUGUCUCCACCACCAAAUGGGAUGCCCAUGCAAGCGAGAAUGAAUCCACACAUACGGCCCAAUAUGCCCAACGGUACAAUGCCUCCAAACAUCCCUCCUGGCUAUCGAACUCAACAGAUGCGCCCCAGGCAACCGAUGAUCGUAAGGCUUAAAUUUAUGCAAUUUUCGGGCUGUUUAUUUUCCGAAAUUCUAACUGACAUUUUUUAGAUGCCGGGAGCCCCUGGCUCUCAAUGGAAUGGCCAGCAUCCUAUGUAUGUGAACCAGCAAGGAAUUCCGUCAAGGCCGCAAGGACAACAACAACCGAUGGGUUACAACCCGUCUCCUCAAAUGCAUCCCCAGAUGGGACCCGGCCCUGUGCCACCACAACAACAGCCUCCCUCAAACUCGGGUGUGAUGCCGAUGGACUCUCCGAUGUUGGGGAUGGGUAACCAUAUGAGAUCUCAACCACCAAUGACGUUGUCGCAACAACAGCAACAAGAUCCUGAAAAGCGAAAACUUAUUCAACAGCAGUUGGUGUUGUUACUUCAUGCUCACAAAUGUCAACAGAGGGAACGUCAAGAACCUGCUAAUCGAACCCAAUGCAAUCUGCCUCAUUGCUCAACCAUGAAAAGUGUUCUAGAUCAUAUGAUCAAUUGUAAUAACGGGAGACAAUGUCAAUUUGCUCACUGCGCAUCUUCCAGGCAGAUAAUUACUCACUGGAAGAAUUGUAAAAAAGAAGAUUGUCCGGUGUGUAAACCCCUGAAAAAUUUUAGUCGUAAGUUGAGAAACAACUUCAAAUUAUGUGUGUAUUUUAGGCAAUGGUAACGGAAUAAACGGGAAUGGUGCAAUGAAUGGGCCCAAUGGUAUGAAUCUUCAAGGAUUCGACCCGAGUGUGGGGGCAAAUAGUCUUCUCAUGGAUUUCAACCCCACCCCAGGGUUCGUUUUUUUUUAUGAACUUGUGAUUUUUCAAUUUAGCGAUCCGUUUCGAUCAGCCAAUCCACCAAACAAAAUCGCACCGCAAAUGUCCAAUGGUCGGAGUUCAGUGGGAGCCCCGGGCGAUGGGAUUGGAAAUUUACCGACCCCAGAUCCACCUCAGAAUGAGAAAGAAUGGCAUUCGUCUAUUACUCUCGACUUGAGAAAUCACUUGGUUGGAAAGUUGGUGAAAGCCAUAUUUCCCUCUCCUGAUCCAGCUGCCAUACAAGAUCAGAGGAUUAAGGAUCUCAUUUCCUAUGCCAGGAAGGUAGAGAAAGAAAUGUUCGAAUCUGCUGAUGAUAAGGAAGAGUACUACCAUUUGUUGGCAGAAAAGAUAUACAAAAUCCAGAAAGAGCUGCAGGAAAAAAAGAAUCGAAGGCUUAAUGAGCAAGGAGGAACGAUCGACAUGAGGCCGGGCAUCCUCUCAGCUCAGCAUUCGAGUCAAAACCUGAUGGCCGGACUAGGUUUGAACCCUCAAGUCGGAUCAAAUCAGGUAAUUGGAACUUUUGAGGCGUUUUUAUAUCUUCUUUUAGACUACCAGUAUGCCAUCAAGGCCGCAAAGUUCCCAACAGAUUCCAUCAACCUCGCAAGCCUCAAUUCAAUCCAAUGUGAAUACGCAACCGUCGUCGAACCAGUUCGGAAAUUUACAUCCCAAAGUGGAAUGUAAGCAAGAACCCAUGGAGGCUGUCACAGCUCCAGCAAUUGCUGCCGCACAGAGUCGUCCUGUAAAAGAGGAGUCAACUAAGGACACAGAACCAGCACCGAGUUCAUCAAAAACAAUAUUUCCGUCAAAGUCAGAACCGAAAGAAGAGCCUCAGGUCGAAGAGAAGACUUUCAAUCCAGAUGAGCUUCGGAGUUUUCUCAAGCCUGUGUGGGAUAGAAUGUAUGCCUGUGAAGAAGCCGUGCCCUUCCGAGUUCCCGUUGAUGCCGAAAUGUUGAAGAUCCCCGAUUACUUUGAAAUUAUAAAAAAGCCGAUGGAUCUACACACAAUAUCGACUAAGCUGGAUAGUGGAAAAUAUAAAAAUCCGUGGGAGUUCUGCGACGAUAUGCAUCUUAUGUUCGCCAAUGCCUGGUUGUACAACCGAAAGAAUUCUAAAGUCUACAAGUAUUGCUCAAAGUUAAGCGAACUUUUCAUUGAAAUGAUUGACCCUGUAAUGCAACAAAUGGGGUACUGUUGCGGCCAAAAGCUUUCCUUCACACCGUUAGCACUGUUUUGCUUCGGUCAAUCGAUGUGUGUAAUUGCCAGAGAUCAACCGUAUCAUAUGUACGAGACCGGUUCUUCGCAAUAUGGUGUUACUGUGUCCGAAAAGUACAUUUAUUGUCCCAAGUGUUUUGAGGCAUUACCUCCAGAAGGAAUUAACCUCAAUGAAAAUCCGUCGGACCCACCAAAGUAAGAUUUAUAUUUGUCAUUUCUUCUAUGAGAAUUUUUACUGAAUGUUAAAUUUUUAGUAUGGUACCGAAAGAAAAGUUCCAAAUGUUGAAAAACGAUCAAAUUGAUCCAGAGCCUUUCGAGCAUUGCAAGUUGUGCAAACGAAAAUGGCACAGGAUUUGUGCCGUGUACAGCAAGAAAGUAUACAACGAAGGAUUCAUUUGUAAUCACUGCCGAAAAGAGAAGAAUCUUCCAUUGCCGGAGAACAAAUUUACGGCGAAGAAAUUACCUCAUUGCAAAUUGUCGAGGUAUAUUGAAGACCGGGUGAAUACCUAUAUCACAUCCAGUCUUCCAUCGAAAACGAAGGGUCCUUACGAAGUUGUUAUUCGUGUCUUGGCAGCUGCGGAUAAAGAAGUUGAAGUGAAACCCAUGAUGAAGCAGAAGUAAGUUUUACAACUGUUGUCACUGUUUGUCGUUUUUAGGUAUGGCGUUGAAGGUUUUCCGGAGAAAUUCCCUUACCGAACAAAAGCCAUCUUUGCUUUUGAGAUUUUGGAUGGAUACGAGGUUUGCUUCUUCGGUCUUCAUGUCCAGGAAUACGGGAGUAAUUGUCCUGCACCCAACAAACGAAGGGUUUACAUUGCAUAUCUCGAUUCUGUUCAUUUCUUUCAACCGCGCGAACUUAGGACUGAUGUUUAUCACGAGAUUUUGUUGGGUUAUAUGCAAUAUGUGAAGCUACAAGGAUAUACAAUGGCUCACAUUUGGGCGUGUCCACCUUCCGAAGGCGAUGAUUACAUUUUCCAUUGUCAUCCCCCAGAACAAAAAAUCCCAAAACCAAAGAGACUGCAAGAUUGGUAUAAGAGAAUGUUGGAGAAAGGACAAAAAGAGGAGACGGUUCAUGAGUAUAAGGACAUUUUUAAACAGGUAUGUCUUUUGAAAGGUGGUUUUAAUUUCAUGUUUAGGCCAAAGAUGACAAUCUCCAAACACCGAAAGAGCUUCCAUAUUUUGAAGGAGAUUUCUGGCCAAAUAUUAUAGAGGAUUGUAUCAGAGACGCUGAAAAGGAAGAAAAUGAUCGAAAAAUGCUGGAACAGACUCUUCACGACGACGAUGACGAAGAUUUAUUUUCGACCGAUGAUGGGGUCAGGAAAAAGAACAACAAAACAAACAAAAACAAGAAGAACAACCUUAAGAAAUUAAGUAAGCAGAAGAAGAAGAAUGCGACAGGGACUGGAAAUCACGUCACCGAUAAGCUGUACAAUGUCCUCGAGAAACACAAGGAGGUUUUCUUCACGAUCAGAUUGUUCUCCCAACAACAGGAAUGCACAGUCAACUCCAAGGAAAUUACAGACACGGAUCCAUUGAUAGCGAGCGAAUUGAUGGAUGGGCGCGAUAUUUUCCUCAACCGUGCCAGAGAAGAACAUUGGGAGUUCUCUUCGCUUAGACGUGCCAAAUACAGUACUCUUAACUUCUGUCAUGCUCUACAUACACAAGACAAUAAGGACAUGACCUACACUUGUAAUAAUUGUAGUGGGAACACGGCCACCUGGCAUUGUACAGUCUGUGAAGACUACGAUCUCUGUCACACAUGUCAUGGAGAAGUACAACAUGAACACAAAAUGGAGAAGAUUAACAGUCUCAUUGAUGUGGAUAACAAAUCUAACGAUGCCUCAAAUAGCCGCAAUAACGAGUCCGUUAAGCGGUGCAUCCAGUCUCUUGUACAUGCAGUUCAAUGUCGGGAUUCUAACUGUCGGCGGACAACGUGUCAUAAGAUGAAGAAGGUUGUCCAACACACAAAACUCUGCAAGAGGCGACAGAAUAGCAGUUGCCAAGUUUGUAAACAACUUAUCGCUCUCUGCUGCUACCAUGCAAAGCAUUGUACGUUGGCCAUAUGUAAUGUUCCGUUUUGUCCCAAUAUAAGGCAGAAGUUGGCAGAGCAGAAGCGGUUGCAGAACAGACAUGCCGACAGGAUGAUGCGACGGCGUAUCGAAAAACUUUCGCAUGCAGGAGGCGGUGGGGCUGGUCCUAGUUCUGUGGUGCAACAACAACCUUCCACCUCACAACAACCAUCGACUCCCAGCACCCCGAUGCAACAACAAGGUCAGAUGCAGCCAAUGUCUAACCCUCCGUCCGUCACAUCAAUGCAUGGUCAGAACAUGAAGCCUAUGAUGAGUUCGGGGUCCCAUCCUAAUGUUAUCAACGGACCUCCUAGCAGUUAUCAAGGUAUUUUUUUUAAAAGAAAAAAUAUUUUUGUAUUUAGGGCAAAUGCCAAGCAAGUUAAACCCCUCGCAUGUGCAACAACAUCCGCAGCAGCAAUACCAUGCGCAGCAAUCUGUUGGGAAUAUGCCGGGCCCUCAAGGACACGGAAUGCAUAUGUCACAGCAGCCGCACAUGAUGAACAGAAUGAAUCAAGUAAGCAAUAUCUUUUGGUGUGAUUUUGAUUUUUAGUAUCAACCGGGACAGCAGCCAAUGAACAUGAACCCUCAACAAAUGCAUAAUCCAAGGAUGCAGCAGCAGAUGAUGGGCGGGCAAGGAAUGCACCACCAAGGGCAGAUCAAUCCACCUCCCUAUAAUCGGAAUCCCCAGCCAAUGCACCACCAAACUGGUCAGCAUCAAGGCUUCUAUCAGCAAGGACAAGGUUAUGGUCAGCCGCAGAUGGGGAUGAAUCAAGGAAUGAUGUCGCAGAACGGACCCGGGCAACAACAACGGCCAGGAAUGGGAGGGCCUGGCCCGCAGCAACAAGGCGGCCCUCCUCCAGCUAGCCAGAUGCGUCAAUCAGCGCCACCCCCUCGAGGUAGGUGAUCGAGACGCAGAUAAUAAUUAGUUUAAAGUUUAA